GAAAAAACUGGUGUAACCCAGAGUCACCUCAGCCUCAGCAAGAAGCAGGAAAACAUAUUCAGAGAAGGAAGGCUUCUCACAAAACCAGACCGAGGAGAAAGUUGAGGGAUGACUGAGGACUUGGAGGAGCAGGAAGACGAGCUGCUCGCUCUCCAGAGUAUCUUUGAUGCGGACGAGUUUGUUCGGGAUGAGUCGAAGUCUGCCGGAGAAAUCCGAGUAUGUGUCGAGCUUCCUGCCGGCUUCAGCGUGGCUCUCAGAGAGGGUGAAAGUCUGCGUCAGUAUGAUAUUUCUUUCCUUCCACCGCUGCUUUUGAACUUUGGGCUUCCUGGGGACUACCCCUCCUCCUCCCCUCCCUCCUUCAGCCUCACCUGCAGCUGGCUGACUCGCACACAGUUGGCUGCACUGCGUGCUCAUCUCGCGGAUCUCUAUGAGGCCACUGGGGGCGCUGUGGUGCUCUUCUCCUGGGUGCAGUUUCUCAGAGAAGACGCUCUGAGGUUCCUGAACAUCCACAGUAAGCUGGAUCUUCCUCCUGAUGAACGCAGCACCCUGCAUUAUAACCAGGACCAACACGAUGCUGAACCCUCAGGACCAAAGAACAAUUCAGAGCCAGAGUUCUCUGUACCAUCCUCGGAAGUUCAGGAGAAUCCUUCUGACGGGAGCAGCACAGACUCUCAGGGAGCUUCGGCUUUAGACUCCUGCAAGCAUGACCAGAAUGAUUUGAACUCUCACCAGAGCCAGAGUGAUCUAACCUCAGAUUAUCAAAGAGCUCUUUCUCCAGAGCCUGCACUCCAAAACCAAACUGCACACACUCCAGAUGUGACAAUCCUCCAAGCCUCAGAGUUUAAGGUUGAUCCCCAGGAUGAUCUUUCUUCAUCUGCAGAGAAAUCCAAGCAUCAUCAAAGUGUCCGGGGACAUUUCUUAAAUGAAGGAGAUGCUUCUCUCUCAUCGCUGCUUCCCUCUACCUCCUCAGGCACGUUAGAUCCAAGUGAACUUGGAGCUGCUUCUCUGCCGGUCCACCCCACAGAUUCUCCUCAGAGUGAAGAGCAAACCCUCUCUGGUCUCUUUUUAACUCCAUCACAGACUCUGCUGUCACACAUUUUGAUCUAUAAUGCGGCCCAGAAACAGAAAGUGUUUGCCACCACCGUCUUUGACUGCGGGGUUUGUUUUAUGGGCCGACUCGGGUCCGAGUGCGUGAAGCUGUCACCGUGUGGCCACGUCUUCUGCCGGGCCUGUCUCUGCGAGUUCUGUACAGUUCAGAUCACAGAGGGGAACGUCCGGGGUGUCACCUGUCCUCAGGCAGACUGCGCUGGUGCUCCUACACCUGCACAGGUGCAGAGUCUGGUAGGGGAGAAGCUGUUUGACCGCUAUGACCGUCUCCUGCUGCAGAACACUCUGGACAGCAUGUCUGAUGUGACGUACUGUCCUCGAACAUCCUGUGGCUCUGCUGUGAUUUUGGAGAAGUCCAGCAAGGCAGCGCUUUGCUCUGAGUGUGGCUUUGCCUUCUGCGUCACCUGCAGAAAAACCUACCAUGGAACGGGGAAGUGUGAGACCAAGAAAAAAUAUGCUGAAAGAUAUAUAAUAGACCUGCCACAGUCACAAGAGGGGCUAAAGGCUCUCAUGAAGGACUAUGCCAGUGGCAGCAGGGAGAGGAAACGCCUGCUGGAAAACAGAUAUGGCUACAAUUUACUGGUGUCCAUUGCAGAAAACAAACUAAGCGACAACUGGAUUGCCAACAAUACCAGGAGCUGUCCUGAAUGCUUCAGCAGAAUAGAGAAGGAUGGAGGGUGUGGAAUGGUGUUGUGCACUCGCUGUAAGACGCUUUUCUGUUGGUGACUGACUCCAGAACACACAACUGAACACUUUUAUGGGGGGCAAUGUUCUUCCAAUUAAUUCUAAUAAUCAGCACCACAUACUGUCUCAUAAUCAGCAGGGGGCAACAAAAGCAACAAUGACAGGAAGGAAUAACCAAACCUUUGGUUCCUUAGAAAACACAAAGUGCUGUAAAUUAACAAAGAUUGCCCUGUUUGGCUGUUUUAUUUGCCUUAGACCACAAUAAAUCAUUUACACGAAA
Messenger RNA from Oreochromis niloticus (Nile tilapia), 2071 nucleotides. Its product is annotated as E3 ubiquitin-protein ligase RNF14. Gene Ontology annotation, molecular function: protein binding; ubiquitin-protein transferase activity; zinc ion binding. The transcript is spliced from 7 exons. The record is from RefSeq and is a predicted model, not a curated record. Bases 109 to 1833 code for a protein of 574 amino acids. Lineage: Eukaryota; Metazoa; Chordata; Actinopteri; Cichliformes; Cichlidae. Gene Ontology annotation, biological process: protein ubiquitination.